Messenger RNA from Echinostoma caproni, 210 nucleotides. The record is from the annotation of a GenBank genome assembly. NCBI's taxonomy places the organism in Eukaryota, Metazoa, Platyhelminthes, Trematoda, Plagiorchiida, Echinostomatidae.
UGUAACCACCGGUCAAAAAAGCAUUUCUCCAAACAUGCGUAUCUCCACGGAAUAGUUAUCAUUCGUUGUGACGGUUGUCAGAAUCUGCAUCUGAUUGCCGACAACUUGGGAUGGAUCAAAGAUGAACGAUGGUAUGUGCUCUUCCUCCCCCCCCCCUCGUUUUUGCCAACACAAUUUUCUUUUACUUCAUCAAGCAUAAGUCUGAUUUAG